UGCUCCGGGAUGCGGAGAGAUGGACAUCUUCUGUUGGAAAGCUGUUUGAGGAGUUUGUGCACAUUAGUCUCCUGCUCUGCUCUCCGGGAGCCAUGGCUGUUGUGGAGCUGAAGGUUGGAAUGCACUGCGAAAGGUGCAUCAAGGCGAUUAAGAAGGCUAUAAAAACGAUCGACGAUAUGGAGAGCUAUCAGCUUGAGACGGAGACGAACAAGGUCACGGUGACAGGGAACGUUACCCCGGAGGAAGUCGUGAAGGCUCUCCACAAGAUUGGGAAGACGGCAACCUGCUGGACGGAGGGUUGAGAGCUGAUGGUUUUCACUCUGACAGUCUUUUAGCUAUCUAGUUUCUACCUGGAGAUGCUACUUACUACUGGUAACUUGAGCUAAUAGUCUAGCUAAUUACUAGCCAGUAUUAGUUAAUAUGCUUUCCUAGCUUGUGCAGCAGGAUCUUUGUACACUGCAGCUAUUAUAGAAAUAAACAGGGACACAUGCUCUGAAAUAAAAACGGGUUGCUGCUAUGCGCAGUUAGUUGGUUGA
Messenger RNA from Panicum hallii, 536 nucleotides. RefSeq names its product copper transport protein CCH. The coding region runs from base 93 to 302 and encodes 69 amino acids. Gene Ontology annotation, molecular function: metal ion binding. NCBI's taxonomy places the organism in Eukaryota, Viridiplantae, Streptophyta, Magnoliopsida, Poales, Poaceae. The record is from RefSeq and is a predicted model, not a curated record. The transcript is spliced from 3 exons.